Messenger RNA from Acromyrmex echinatior (Panamanian leafcutter ant), 585 nucleotides. RefSeq lists its product as uncharacterized. The record is from RefSeq and is a predicted model, not a curated record. Lineage: Eukaryota; Metazoa; Arthropoda; Insecta; Hymenoptera; Formicidae.
AUGAAAAGAGGAACGAAGUGUGUCGUACAGACUAUUAAUUUGUCCAGUCCGAAAACAUGCAUAAGACCGAAGAUUCAAAGAGUCACUAGCAUGGAUAUAGAUUCUUGCGAACCUAAUCAUGCUAAACCAGCGGCAGUUAAAGUUUACUCGUUGAAAGACGCUCAGUGGAAGAAUCCGCCAAAGUCACCUUUAUUCGUACAGUUCUGCGAAUCUUUUCCGAAGAAGUCUCCACCUACGACCGGCACAAUGAUUUACAGAGUUGUGGCGUUUUUUAUAAAAAGCACUAUUGUUCUUGGUCUUAUCUGUUGGACCUGUUCGGAAGGUCUUUGGGGCAGCAAUACCGAAACGGAAGAGCUGUAUUACAGAAUGAUGAGCGUGAUUUUUCCUGAUCGACAGACAAAUUUGUCGCGUUCCAAGGAACUAAGAUACUCCAUGUUCAAAACGUACAAUAAUAUAUUGAUGAAAAGCAUGGAUAUCAUGGUCAGCGUGCCACGCGAUGUGUAUCGAAGACUGCAAGAAUUCUUAUCCCCGUGCAGUGCAACGAAGGAAAGAGAGAGGAGAGCGAAAUGCUUUGACGAGAAUUGA